GCCAAGCGUAUAAAGAGACAAGAGCUGUUUGCCAGGGAAGGCCUGACAUGGCAGAAGAUUGUCCAUUUUUGUUCUGAGCAUCAGGAUAAAGCUAAGCAGCAAGCUGCCAGUGAGGAACUGAAGACCCUUAUUCAGGCAGCCAAAGAGAUUGUUGGUACUGAACAUGGUCAAGAGGCCAUAGAAUGUGCUGCUGUCUUUCUGUUUGAGACCUUCCAAAACAAAGACCAUGUUGGAACAGAGGAGACCCGUGCCAUUAAGCAAAUGUUUGGGCCAUUUCCAUCGUCUGCAGCUGAAGCUUCCUGUGCUUGCGUGGCUCGGCUGGUUGCCCCACUUGAUGACGCCAAAGUUGAAGAUUUCAUCAAAACCCAGCGUUCCCGUUACCACUACCAGCGAGGCUCUAUCUUUGGACGCAACGUUAAUUUCUCUUAUGACUUAUAUAAGCUUGACCCACUGGAAGACCUCCAAGGUUCUGAUCUUGAUGAUGAGAGAGUGGAUGUAGACUUUGUCAACUUUCUCAAUAAUCAGCAAAGUGGAUAUAAGUCUGCCAGUGAAGAUGAUGUGCCCCGCAGUGGAACAACUUUAAGCUCUGGAGAUGGAUCCAUCCUUCGAAGAGAAGUGGAAAAAUACCUGGAAGGAGGAAAUAUGAUUUCAUCUAACCCAGAGGAGCUGUGCGCCUCCUUGUUUGAGAUGCUAACCUCCCACAGGAGUGAUGAUGAGCUGCAGAAUGAGCUGUUUGAACUGCUGGGACCAGAGGGCCUAGAGAUGAUAUCCACCCUCCUGCAGAGCAGAACAGCUAUUGUUGACUCCUUCCUUUCCCUCCCAAAUGAAAAGACAGGAUAUCUACCAGGUGAGACAUGCCGAAAGGUCAGUGGUGAAAUGACGAAGCCUGCCUACGGUUGCCAGGUGAUCAUUCAGUCAGAGAAGGAGAAACAAAUGAUGAAAAUCUACCGGCGAGAAGAAAAGAAAGAGAAAAAGAGAGCCAAAGGAAAUGAUGAUGGUGACUUCUCAGAGGCUGUCUUGGCCUUUGACCCAAAAGAGAUGAGAGCUCAGCGAGAGCAUGCCCUGCUGAAUGCACGUUAUGAACCUCUCCUAACCAGGGAAAGAGUUUAUGAAAGAAUCCGUUAUCCAAAUGUAUAUGACAGCUAUGCUGAAGCAACAAAAGCACCUGCAUUUGUUGGAGGAGCCAGGCUGCUGUUGCCCGAGGGUAUCCACAGAGAAAACAACAAGAUAUAUGAAGAGGUGGAGAUCCCAUACAAUGAACCCAUGCCUGUUGGCUUUGAGGAGAGACCAGUCUACAUCUCUGAGCUGGAUGAGGUCGGACAGUUGGUGUUCAAGGGAAUGAAGAGUCUGAACAGGAUCCAGUCUCUAGUAUUUGAGACAGCCUACAACACCAAUGAAAACCUUUUGAUCUGCGCUCCGACUGGUGCUGGCAAGACCAACAUCGCCAUGCUGACAGUCCUGCAUGAGAUCCGUCAGCACCUACAGCCUGGUGGCGUUAUCAAAAAGGAUGAAUUUAAGAUAGUAUAUGUGGCUCCAAUGAAGGCCUUGGCAGCUGAGAUGACUAAUUACUUCAGUAAGCGAUUGGAACCCCUGGGCAUCAUUGUUAAAGAACUCACUGGAGACAUGCAGUUAACCAAAGGAGAGAUCCUUCGAACACAGGUAAAUACACUGUCAUAGACCCACAUAGGUUCAGACCAUCUGUUUGACUUUUUCCUUGGCUGUUAUUUAAAAAAAACCACUACACAGAAUAACCAGAAAGAAAAGCCUGCUUCAUGAAAGCAUGGGCAGCUGAAGUUGCUCUGAAAGCUUGGACACUUUAACACUAUAUGACUUAUCAGGUCUAGGAUGAAUUUAUGAUUGCUUCUUCGGUAAAAAUGUAAAAAUAUUAAAAAGGCAUCUUAAAAUUGUAAAAUGUCAGUGACAAUGUUUGAAUUAUGCAUUAAUUAAACAAAUUUCUUAUUUCAUUCACAUAGUUGAUUUUUUUAGAAGUCAAAUGCUAGUUAAAUGCAGAUAUGUUUAUUUUAAGCUUAGCUCUGUGUUGCACCAACUGGAUAUCUGGUGGUGUGACCCCUUUACAGGAUGUGAUGUAAUGAACAAUAUCCAAUCUGCUACCAACUUAAGCAAUCUGUUUUUCUUCAUUAUGGCCAUUUGCCUCAGUAUGCUGUGAUAAAUGCCAAAACAUCACAUAGCGACUGUAAGGACACUCAGUGGGGACCCAGAAAUUCAACCACACACAGGAGUACGCAAAGAAAAAAAACAAGUUUAAUUUAUUUUCAGAUACUAGUUGCUGCUCAGGAAGAGGUUGUCAAACACACACUAAGGAGAGAGGGGAGACGGCUGGUGAUGCACAGCUAAAGGAGGGGCAUCUUCGAAAUCCUCAACUUAUCUGACCUGUAGAGCAGUGGAUGGGUGGAGCAGGGGAACUGAGGGUUUGACGACAGGGAGAUGCAGGAAACCAGUUAGAACAGGCUUCUGUGGAAGCAAUGAAGAUCUCCACAAGGAGAUCCAAAACACAAUACCCAGGGACUUUGUUGAUAAUCAGGCAGAGGUAAUACACAGGAGGACAGAGAGAGCAAACUUAGCUUGAGAGGCAGGUAAUAUUCAGUGGUCGUGAGGCAGAGCUUGAGUCAGGGUCCAGAAAUCCAGAACAGAAGGGAUCCGUGAAGGGCUUGGCAGGAGGGGUAAAUCCGUGGACAGAAAGGGGUCGUAAAAACACUGAAGGCUUGGAAGGAAACGCUGGAUCUCUACUGGCUCGUGGCUGUCGCUAAUCUGGCAAGGAGGCAGCAACUGAGAGGUGUUUAAGUAGGGCGAGGCCCAGGUGGAACAGGUAAGCAAUCAGGUGUGGCAGGUGAGCUGAACAAGUGCUUAACACAGCAUAGGACAGGACAUGAAUCAUAACAAGCGGCUGAGUGCUCUAAUUACCCAGUGAACACAUACAGUAAGUCUGUUGUCAUUCUCAAAACAUAAAAAUCUUCAAUAAUAAUGGACAAAGGAAGUGCAAAGAACAGAUAGCUUCCCACUCCAUCUUCUGUCACACAAAAGUCCUAAAAGUGGUAAGAAUAUAAAAAAAACAUUAACUAUGAUAAUAAAAAUAUAGAGGGAUUAUUUAUUUGUAAACACAGCUUAUGAAUUUGUUAAAAUAAUGAAUUCUUUAUGAAGAUGCCAAGACAUGAAAAGCCAUGUAAAUCUACAUGGCUUUUCUCCCUUUAGUAAAAUAAAUUUCUGUUUAUUCAGCCUGGAAUAUUGUUGAGGUGGAUGGGCAGUUGUGCAUAUCAAAGGAGUUUAAAUGAUUGCACAGCGUAGACACGACAUCUAUAAGCCUUAUGAGACUUUCAUAAUUCAAUUCAAAGGAAAGGGGUCUUGGUUUGGUGUCUGUGAAUGAAUCUGGAGGAGUUUUAAAGUUACCUUUUUAUAAAGGCAUUUGAAAAGAUUUCUCAGAGAAUGAUUAAUCAGACAGACUGAAGCGCUAUGGCACACCACUAUCUCUUCAUUCACUUUGUUUCUGUGAUCUCACCAUUUUAACAUGUUGGUUUCAGCAUAUUUCUAGAAAAUGAUUCAGUCUAAAAUCUCUGUCCACAUAUCUGAGCAAGUUUGUCAAGAUGCCCUAAUCUUCUAACUUUUUAUGCUCUUGUGUUUUUUGAAGUUCCCUACAUUUCAUAUAUUUUCAUCUAUUUUUAUCUGUCUUGCCCUUUUGGUGUUCAUUUUAGAAUGUGCUGUCUGCUACAUGUUUAACCACUUACACAGUUUAAAAAGGUGAUAAAGCUGCAAAAACUGCAACAUUAUAUGUUGGAGGAUUGUGCAACAGUAAGUUUCAUUUGAGAAUGGAUAACUAAAUAUAUUACUUAGGGCAAUUAUUGACAAAUUUAGAAGUUUAAAACAAAAUGACGAAGUCAGGGUGUCACCAAAUUAUCAAGAAAGUGUUCUUGGCAGAGCUUCAAGGCAACAUGUGUAGGACUGUGGUUCCUACACAGUGGCUGGAGCAACCAUGCCUUUGACAGGCAGGCAGAAAUGCCUCCGUGUUGACAUGGUAAAAUCUAUCACGUUUCAAUAUUUACUUUAUGCUGCUUUGCUAAAUUUGUACCCUUCUUUUGUAUUACAACCUUCAUUUUAGUCCUGAAAAACACCUGAAACUGAAAAAUGCAGUGAUUGGAUGGUUUUACAGAAUAUUAUUGCUUAUUUGAAACAAAGAAUGUGAAAAUGGUGAAAAUAACUACAAAAUACCUAAAAAAAA
Molecule: messenger RNA, 4231 nt
Organism: Poecilia latipinna (sailfin molly)
Lineage: Eukaryota; Metazoa; Chordata; Actinopteri; Cyprinodontiformes; Poeciliidae
Product: activating signal cointegrator 1 complex subunit 3-like
Exons: 8
Molecular function (GO): ATP binding; nucleic acid binding
Source: RefSeq, a predicted model, not a curated record